This is a messenger RNA of Aplysia californica (California sea hare), 1412 nucleotides long. RefSeq names its product beta-1,3-galactosyltransferase 1-like. Gene Ontology annotation, molecular function: hexosyltransferase activity. The record is from RefSeq and is a predicted model, not a curated record. The transcript has 3 exons. Gene Ontology annotation, cellular component: membrane. Bases 1 to 1116 code for a protein of 371 amino acids. Lineage: Eukaryota; Metazoa; Mollusca; Gastropoda; Aplysiida; Aplysiidae.
AUGAGGAGUCUCUUAUCUCGGGGUAGAUUCCUGGUGAAGCUUAGUCUGGCAAAGACAUUGGAACAGACCGCGGACAAUGCCAACUGCACUCCGGCAAUUCUUUAUGCCAACCAGCAGACUUUUGAACGUGAUGCGUUAGGAACUGGAUGGUACCUCGUGUUUCCUGCCAUCUCCCCAUGCCCCGACCAGGGGUCACAGGUUCAGCUGGUGGUCGCUGUGACCUCUGACCCCUCCCACCCCGAGCACAGACGUGCCAUCAGGGAGACUUUCGCCGCAAAGUCUCACCUAGCCUCCUACAACGCCGUCCUUCUUUUCUUCCUGGGCUCGAACCCUGGCCGCUCAGAUCUGAUGCGGGCGGUUGAGCGAGAGGCCAGCGAGCAUGAGGACAUCGUGCAAGAAUCGUUUUACGACGUUCCGGAGAAUCUCGCCCUGAAGACUGUCGCGAUUCUCAAAUUUGUCGCUCUCCACUGUCCUAAGUCGGAGUUUGUCCUCAAAUCAACAGACGAUACGUUCAUCAACAUACACACUCUUCUACACGCGCUGCAGCACACUAGGUUACUACACACAACGUUCGUGCUGGGUCACGUGAUGCGCAGUCUGACUCCCAUCAGGGACAACAGCCUGAGCUGGUGGGUCAGAGAGCUGUUCUACCCACACUGGCGAGUGCCGGACUUCGUGGAAGGACACGCCUACUCUUUGACGUCAUCGGCCGCCGCUCACAUCUACAAGACAUCUCUGAGACAACCAAUUUUGGUGCACGAAGAUGUCUACGUCACGGGUUUCUGCGCGGCUAAGGCUCACGUGACCGUCAUGCACCACGCGGGGUUUACAAACGACGAAAUCUGCAGUGACUCAGCAUGUGGAUUAAGUCAUCGAUUUUCGUGUAGGAGCGACAGCCCAAGUCACAUGACAGAGACGUACGAGGAGAUGGAGAGGGAGGCAGGAGCUCUGUGUUUCCCGCCUCCUUCUGGGCUCUUCCUGGUGGUCUGUGGGCUGGUUCUGCUGACCCUGGCUUUUGUCGUCUGCAAAGAGGCGCAGACAAGAUGUAGAGGGCGCUCCACUGUCUGCGGAGAAAGUGAUUUACUGAGUGCUCAGUUUGAUAAAAGACUCGUGUGAUUUACAGUGUCGCUACCUCAAAAUUACAAAGAUCUGUCUGAUAUUUUUUGGCCGUUUUGAGUUAAAUAAUAACAUGCGGUCAGAAAACAAUUAAUGUUCUAUCUGGUCUAUCAAACUCGCAUGAUUAUUCGCGGUCGUUAUCAAUUAUUCAAAGACUUGCAUUCGAAAAAGCUUGUCAUGUUGUGAACCUUAAAAAAACUUGACGUCGAAUGUCUCGAAACUAGUGCUGGGCGGCUACGUUCCCGAUUACUGAAAGAUAGGAAUCGUAGGAAUCGUCUCCGAACCCAAUUACUUAC